CAAGCUCGCUUCAUACAAAUAAGAAAUAGAUUCGGCUGAGAGACGAAUCAGAAACGAAGUCGCUAAAUUAGGGUAAAAUCAAUCCACACACACACAGAUCGAAAAUCGAAUCGAGAGAGCUGAAUCAUGCCGAAGAACAAGGGAAAGGGAGGAAAGAAUCGAAAGAGAGGUAAGAACGAAGCCGACGACGAGAAACGAGAGCUUGUUUUCAAAGAAGAUGGUCAAGAAUACGCUCAAGUUCUCCGUAUGCUCGGUAACGGUCGAUGCGAAGCUAUGUGCAUCGACGGCACAAAACGUCUCUGUCACAUCCGUGGUAAGAUGCACAAAAAGGUUUGGAUUGCUGCCGGCGAUAUAAUCCUCGUCGGACUCCGUGAUUAUCAGGAUGAUAAGGCUGAUGUUAUCCUUAAAUUCAUGCCUGAUGAGGCUCGUCUUUUGAAAGCUUAUGGUGAGCUUCCUGAGGGUACUAAACUUAAUGAACUUAUUGGUGGUGGUCUUGAUGAUGAAGAGGAUGGUGAUGUUAAUGAUUACAUCGACUUUGAAGAUGAAGAUAUUGAUAAAAUUUAAAUUUCUUUUUGUUUGGUUAAAGUCUUAAUGAAUUCUAAUUAUUAUUAUCAUUAUUAUAUAUCUUUGAUGAUCAUUAUGAUCAUGAUGAUGAUAUGUAAUUUUUGGGGUUUUAUGUUGUACUCUACUGUUGGAUAUCACAUGGAUGAUCAUUUCAAUAAUUUGAAUGCACAAGAAUAAUAUCUUAUUAUCA
Molecule: messenger RNA, 754 nt
Organism: Trifolium pratense (red clover)
Lineage: Eukaryota; Viridiplantae; Streptophyta; Magnoliopsida; Fabales; Fabaceae
Product: eukaryotic translation initiation factor 1A-like
Exons: 1
Coding region: 127-564 (145 amino acids)
Biological process (GO): translational initiation
Cellular component (GO): cytoplasm
Molecular function (GO): translation initiation factor activity; RNA binding
Source: RefSeq, a predicted model, not a curated record